GGUAACACUGCCAGCUAAGAAGGGCACUGAGACGAGGUGAUGCUGUAAGGGACGGGUCCCGGAGGUGAAGGUGAGGGCUGCCGGACGCCCAGGGACUCCCUCUGGAGGCGUGUCCCCUAGGCCCCGCCCCCUUGCGGCGGCGGUGUUUAGCGGUGCCCCGUUCGUCCCCGAGACAGAACCGCUGCUACUGUCGCCGUCUCCGCCUGCGCUUGGCCGAGUCUCACCGCCACAACCAUGCCCCGGGGGAGCCGAAGCGCGGCCGCCCGGCCAGCCAGCCGCACUGUUCACCCGCCCGCGCACCCGCCGCCCUCGGCGGCUGCAGCGGCCCCGGCCCCGUCGGGCCAGCCCGGCUUGAUGGCGCAGAUGGCGUCCACGGCUGCUGGGAUGGCCGUGGGCUCGGCUGUGGGACACGUCGUGGGUAGCGCCCUGACCGGAGCCUUCAGCGGGGGGAGCUCAGAGCCCGCCCAGCCUGCCGCUCAGCAGGCUCCCACCCGCACUGGCCCCCAGCCCCUGCAGAUGGGGCCCUGCGCCUACGAGAUCAAGCAGUUCCUGGACUGCUCCACCUCUCAGAGUGACCUGUCCCUGUGUGAGGGCUUCAGCGAGGCCCUGAAACAGUGCAAGUACAACCACGGUCUGAGCUCCCUGCCCUGAAGAGACAGGUGCGGACUGGUGCAGAUCCGUGAGCCAGCCCUGCACCCACCUUCACCCCUUCACCGACAGCCGGACCAUGACAUCAGAUUGUACCCAUGUAGCUGGGAUUGGGAGUGAGGAGGAGGUUUCUUACCCCACAGAUGACCGGAGACGCAAAUGUGCAAUUAAAAGAGUUUAUUUUAGACCAUA
Molecule: messenger RNA, 840 nt
Organism: Mirounga angustirostris (Northern elephant seal)
Lineage: Eukaryota; Metazoa; Chordata; Mammalia; Carnivora; Phocidae
Gene: CHCHD10
Product: coiled-coil-helix-coiled-coil-helix domain containing 10
Exons: 4
Coding region: 235-651 (138 amino acids)
Biological process (GO): mitochondrion organization
Cellular component (GO): mitochondrion; nucleus
Source: RefSeq, a predicted model, not a curated record